CAGAGUGUCAUUUUGCUGGCUUCUCCUCGGUUCUUUUUCCAUGUUUUCCCCCCGUUCCUUAAUUCACGUCGCGGACGGGCUCACAGUAUGCUUGAAGAAGGCAUCUAGCUCGGGAGAUACCGUUUCUGCGUGGUUCGUUGCUCGGACCUUCAUAGCACGCGCUCGGUUGUGUGUGCGCGCGACUUUCUGGAGCAGGAAAGUACCGAAGAGUCCUCGUCUGCGAGUGUUGUGUCUCAAAAUUAUCGAAACGGUUGCUGGCGGCUGAACCGUCCAUUUGCUUCUUCAGUUUCACGUGCGACUCUGCGCCGAGCCCGGAUCGCGGGGGCACCGUCCUGCUUGGUGGACAGCUUGCUUCGACGCGUUGUCUUGCUAAUAACUUCUACCGUAUUCCCCCUCUGUGUGGCUACAAUCGUCGUAUGCCAAUCUGUCUUGCAAAAACCUUCCGUAGUCCUCUCUGUCUAGAUAAACACCACGGCACUCCACUCUUGCUAACGAAUAUACCAUACUCUCCUCUGCCUGCCUAAAGUCAUCGUAUGCCAGUCUGCGUUGCUCCAUUCUAUCGUAUUCCCGUCUGUCUCACUAACUCCACCGUAUUCCUUUCUGUUUUGCUAGACUAUGUUCGCUUCUACUCUGAAGCUCCCCUCUGGCGAACGUCGUCUGUAUUCCACUUUGCCAGUUGGAGUUUUUUAUCCAGAUCGACACUGAGGCACGACCGUGUGGCUGGAGAGCAACCUUGUUUCUGGUCUUUUCCGGCGUUUAUAUGAGACGGGUGGGUUCCCGCCCUCGACUCGCUCCGGGCGGCAGACCGUCGUUCGUCAACGUUUUCGGGGCCUGUUUCGGAGGUGUGACUCGAUGACUGCCUGACUGAAGCUAUCGUUCUUUGCGUCUCGCUAGGACGUCUCGUUUGCUCUUCGCUCAAAAUGCCAAGCGGUCUGCAGAGAGCUGCGGACGGUGCGCCGUCUUUGGACCCGUCAGUCAAGCACUCUCAAGACAGCUCGGUCAACCCCGUCAACGUCUGGAGUCUGUUCGACGAAGCCGCGAUAGUGGAGGGGGAAACCGAGGUCUGUUGCGAAGAAGGAAAACCUUCAGGUGGUCCGGUGUGUCGCGAAGCGUCCUCCCCGGGCUCGCCCAACUUUUUCUCGAGUUCUGAGCCGGCGCUGAGACUAGACAGGCCUUCCCCCGCUCUCCACCCCAGGCCAGACGCCCGAGAAGAGUCUCAGAGCGAUGAGGAGUUCUUCGACGCCCCUGCAGACAGACAGGCGCUUCUAGAAGAGGACCUCCCGCCAGCCACGGCGGUGUAUGCAAGCUCACCCGGCGCCGAAGUCCUAGAAACGCAAGCAGCACUCGAGCCGCCCAUCCCCGAUGAGAGAGCGUCUGUGGCGUGGACACCUGAGGCGUUGGAGCUGUUGGGGUCUUCGUCCCCUCUGUCGAACGGCUUUAAUGCCGCAGGAGGUCGCCCAGGCUGCGAUAGAGGUACUCUUGGUCGGGUGGGAGAGGAACCGGUUGGAACGACAGCUUCCGCAGCUCCAGAGAGAGCUGCAGAAGACUCCCGAUGCUGGUCGGGUGCAUUCUACAGCAUGGAAGGCGACGGGAUAAGUCGACAGGGCACCAAGUCUCUUGAAGGAUUUUCGACUCCCAUUCUCCAAAGUUCGGAUGCCUUCGACGCCGACGACUGCCUGGCGCCGCUGCAGGAAACUGGCGAGGCACACCCGCAAGAAAACCUGGUAGCUGACGCCGCGUCGUCCAUUCUCUCCGGCAGUGGGUCUGCACUGCCGAGGCCGCUGGCGGCAGACCCGCGCGACAGGGCAGAUGUAUACCUGACGUCGCCGGGAGGCCGCGAGCGAAGCCCAGGUCCGGAGAAGGAUCUUGGGGAAGGUGGCGAGUGGGAACACAAAGACAGGAUUUUUCCGCCUCUCUCGGCAUCCGGUCCUCUUCUCCACCAACCUGAGCUGUCGCCUGCCUCCUGUUUGCGUUCUACCGACGUCUACCUGUCUCCGUCUGUCCACCACGUCAACGGACUCCCCGAGGGAGGUGCGAGUUCGAGAGAAGAGUCUUUCGAUGCGGAACUGCCCCCGGGGGUGGCGACGCUUACGUCUGGAGCUGGGAGGAACUGUUCUCUUCCUGGGAACGCUGAACACCCUCCACAGUCGGAUUCUUCUGCUUCUUCUGCCCCUCUCGCCCUGCCUCUCCUGCCUCCGUCUCGUCUCCUGAAUCUCCCGGACAGCGCCGUCGCCCACGCUGCGAAGGCGGCUGGCGUCUCUGUUGCUUCUGUCUCCUCUGCCGAAGGUUCGACCUACGUCACAGCGACGACGGCAGACGUCGUUGUGGUGCACAACAAGGUCGGAAAGAGUCCCGCAGAGAAGAAGCGAGCAGCGGGAGGGUCGGUCGAAGUUGAGGAAGGAGUGCUUUCGCGGGGGCCGCAGGCGAGAGAAGGCAGAGGCAGGGAGAGCGAGGCGGAAGCAGGAGAAAGGAAGCGGGAGUUUGCGACAGAGACAGACCUUGUGGGAGGGGGAACGGCGGACGGAGAAAGCGACGGGGAUUCUAGGAUGCGCAGAAAAAACGAAGAUCAACCCAGUGCACAUGGUGCUUUCUCAGCUCGAGGAGAGGAGACAGCGGAACUCGAGGAAGAGGACAAGGGAGAAGAGUCUCCUCGUUCAUCCUUCAGAAAAGUCGAGAAAUCCGACGCAACAGACACCGGAAUGGUUGCGAUGCGUGUGCAACCUGGAGCCUUCACUUCUCAAAACUCACUGGCUAAAAAGAAAAUGCAUCAAGAUGACUCGGACCCCGCGUGGUACAUGCACAAGCGGCAUGUCUUCAUCUUCACUUUUUCGGGGAAACCUGUUUAUUCGAGAUACGGCAACGAGGAACGUUUGAGUGCUUUCACAGGAGCACUUUCCGCAAUUGUUUCAAAGAUGGAGAGCUUCUUCUUCUUCCAAAAGAAGAACGAUUGUUUAAGAUGCAUGAAUGCGGGAGACAGACGUUUCGUCUUCCUUCGACGCGGCCCUCUCUACCUCGUCAGCAUUGACUCCACCUCCGGAAAUGUCCAACAAAUACGCAGCGCCCUCAUGCUCGUGCACAGACAGCUCCUCUGCAUCCUCACGAAAGGCAUCGAGAAGACACUCUAUAGUCGGCCGAACUUUGAUGUCCGUCCUCUUCUUGGAGGCACGGACGGGAUCCUGCGGAGUCUUCUCUCGCACUACUCGUCCUCCUUGCUCUCCGUCUUGUACGCUGCGUCGUCUGUCCCUGCUGCCGCUACCUCGCAGUCCCGCAAACUCACUGUGUCUCUUUCUUCGCCGUCUGCCAGCCCACAGAAAGGCCAGACAGGGUCGACGGAGAACGAGGAAGCUCUAGAGGACGCGGUCUUGGCUGAGAAGGGAGGUUUCGAGCCUCUGCCCUUGAAUGCAACGAUGCGCCACAUCGCGAACAACAUGCUGAAAACCUACGGGACUUCUCAUGUUCUUGCAGGUCUGAUCCUGGCGGAUCAUCGCGUCGUGGCAAUGUCUCUCGCAAAAAACUUCGUCCUUCAGCCUACAGAUAUCGUGCUUCUGGUGAACUUUGUCGUGGCAUCUCCUGCGCUUCGCCAAGCAGAAAGUUGGACUCCAAUAUGUCUCCCCGGCUUCAAUGAUCGGGCAUUUUUGUACAUGUAUGUUCGCUACCUGGUACCCCACGUGUGCUACAUCUGUCUCUCAUCGAAGAACGAUGGCGAUCAGUUCUUCGCUCUCUCUUCACACUGCACGAAAACGUUUGCAUUGUUGACAAACACCGGCUGUUUGACUGCAAUCGAGCGAUCGAGGGAGUACUGCCCCUACAGUCUCCCGCGAAGUUUGUGGGGGUCGCUGGCCCUCUUGCAUGUUGGAUUUUUUCUGCCUCCCUCGAAACAGUUCUUCUCUUCUGCGUUGUCAUCGGAGAUCGACACAGGGAAGCACGCCAUUCGCGAUAUUCUGAAGCUGUACGUCCAGUGCGACGAAUCUCUUCAGGGCGCGAAGCUGCCUACGCAUGCAUACAUCGAAACAGAGCGGCAUAAAGCCUACGUAUGGCGAACAGCGGAAUUCCACCUUUAUACGGCAGUGCCUGCGUGGAUAGAGUUGACCACCGUGGUGCUGGAGCAGCUCGCGAAGUGGGUCAUGGAUCAACGACCUUUCCUUUUCAUCACCAACAUACCUGUCAUCUCUGGAUGAGGACGCUAAGUCUUCGGCAUCCUCUGGGGCCAGAAUCACGGACGCAUAUACACUCACGCCGGGUCGGAACCCCUAUGCUUGAGGUGUGGAGUCUGGAGUAAAAGGACAUUCAGAUGUUCGUUUCUGAACAGACGUACGAAUUGAGAGCUCGGCAUAAAGCUUCCACGUGUUUGCAUGCAAGCUAGUUGAUUCACAGGACAAGUGCGGGGCCGAUCUUCCACUACAGCAGGAAUGUGCACAGACGCGUUCGCGUUUUUUUACCUUCGACGCGAAUGCGACUGUGGGUGAUACCGGCUGUCUGGGUGUCAGGAAAUAACCAAAUGCAGCGGUUUUAUUUUAUACGGGUGCAGCAGCUCGUGUAUGCUUGCAUGUGUCCAGUUGCCUGUCAGUAUGUGUGCAUAGAUUCACAAGUAUUUUUAAGGAUGUAAAUGUGUGGUAUGGAAGCCGCAAAAGCCACUCGCGCGGAUAAAUCUCCAAUUCUUUUCGUAUUUGAAGGGACGACCGAGGAAAAAUUCGAGAGAAGGAAUGCGAGAGCGAUUCGGAGAGUGGAGCUCGUGCGCAGACUCUGUGAUGGAAAUAAACGUUUUCAACAAAGUUCCAAGGAAACAGUGGGAGUUGGAGUGUUCGCCUGCGGAGUUGAAAAGAGGGAGGAAGAGAGACGGGAAGACAGAGUCGUUGAAACAAAGGACUGGGGGAAGGGAACGUGGGCAAGACUACAACUGUCUGUUGACAGUAAAGACGAUCACAUAAAAUAUAAGUGUUGUAGUAAGCCAUUCGCAGUUUAGCCGUAUGAAGGCGUAGACUUAGGCAUGCAUGGCUUGAUCUCAGAGCUAAGCAUAUGAUGCAUGUAUUUCUGGACUUGGGGGGAGGGGGAUGAAAAGGGCAGAGAUGGAAUGUUUUUGUCGGAGUGAAUCGGGAGGGUCGAACGCUUCUUCAGAGAGAAACCCCGCAACCUGGUUAGUUUGGUUGUGCAAGUUCGUGAAAUGAAAAAAUGACACGAGCAGUCCACGCCAUGUUGUCAGGUUGUGCGUGGACGGGUUAGUCCUUCCUCUUUCUGCCUUUAAACUCUUUUUUCCGUGUGACACGCACUGACCGCUGGUUUGUGUCUCGUUCUACGAUGAGACACUUUCAGCAUUGUUGUGGGGGACCAGGAGGUCGGAGAGAAAGUGCGGUGUUUAGGGUCUGGGGCCUUUCUGUUCGGCCUGGUUUUUGAAGGCACACAACUUUGAACCUCUAAGAUACGCUCGGUGUGGC
This is a messenger RNA of Toxoplasma gondii ME49, 5432 nucleotides long. RefSeq names its product trafficking protein mon1 subfamily protein. Lineage: Eukaryota; Apicomplexa; Conoidasida; Eucoccidiorida; Sarcocystidae. Bases 921 to 4178 code for a protein of 1085 amino acids. Gene Ontology annotation, biological process: protein targeting to vacuole; vesicle-mediated transport. The transcript has 15 exons. The record is from RefSeq and is a predicted model, not a curated record.